Messenger RNA from Camellia sinensis, 2202 nucleotides. RefSeq names its product trichome birefringence-like protein (DUF828) (gene TBL10). The record is from RefSeq and is a predicted model, not a curated record. Gene Ontology annotation, molecular function: O-acetyltransferase activity. Gene Ontology annotation, cellular component: Golgi apparatus. Lineage: Eukaryota; Viridiplantae; Streptophyta; Magnoliopsida; Ericales; Theaceae.
CCUUUCGAUUGGGGCCAUGAGUCACGACCCACCUCUCUCUCUCUCUCUCUCUGUCUCUCAUGUCUCAAUCCCACGGUUUUCUCGACCCAGAAAGAGAAAGUGUGGCCGUUUCUAUAGUGUUCGUGUACUCAUUUGUAUAUACACUAAAAAAACCUUUCCAGAUUCUCUCUGGAUUUCAAAUUUAAUCACCAUUCUCUCACUCUCUCUCUUCUGAAGCCAUUAACAAUGGAAGGUGUGCAUUUCGCUCUCUUUUUACUCUCCAUGAAUGCUACCUUGCUUUCUUGACACCCAUCUUGUUCACACACCAAGUAAAGAACCCAAAAAGGAAAAAAGAUUCAGACCCAAUUCCCUUUGUUUUGCCCUCUGCUCUGUUUCUUGAUUUUCUUUAUGUGCAAUUUUGACUCUAAAUCCAAAUGUCUAACAACCCAUAUCACCAAGACAUGGAAACAGUGCCUAUUUGCUCUGAUUUUCUCAAGAAAUUCAAGCGUUUGAGACUGUUCGAACCCUCUUUGGGCGUUCUGGGAUUCUUUCUUGUAACUGUCUGUGUCCUAUGUUGCUUCUUUUACUUGGAUUACAGUGCUGUGGCCACAAGGUUUCGAAUUUCAACAGAGUCUGAGGAGUUUGUGUUGCUGAAAUUUAAUGGGUCUGUUGAGGAUCGAAGGGUUGAGUUCUUGAGUGAAAAGGGUGGUGGGUGUGAUGUGUUUGUUGGUGAUUGGGUUUGGGAUGAGACAUAUCCAUUGUAUCAAUCAAAAGAUUGCAGGUUUUUGGAUGAGGGGUUUAGGUGUGAUGAGAAUGGACGGCCUGAUUUGUUCUACACCAAGUGGCGUUGGCAGCCCAAAGAUUGUAACUUGCCCAGAUUUAAUGCAAAAGUGAUGUUGGAGAAAUUGCGGAACAAGCGGUUAGUAUUUGUUGGAGACUCAAUCGGAAGAAACCAAUGGGAGUCCCUACUAUGCAUGCUUUCUUCUGCAGUUCCAAAUAAGGAUUCCAUAUAUGAAGUGAAUGGAAGCCCGAUCACAAAACACAAAGGGUUUUUAGUCUUCAAGUUUAGGGAUUAUAACUGCACUGUCGAGUACUACCGGGCCCCAUUUCUUGUACUGCAGAGCCGACCUCCUGCUAAAUCUCUGCCAAAAAUAAAAACUACCCUCAAAUUAGAUCAAAUGGAUUGGAGCUCUUCACAGUGGAGAGAUGCGGAUGUGCUUGUGUUCAACACAGGGCAUUGGUGGAAUUAUGAGAAGACCAUAAGAGGGGGUUGUUACUUCCAAGAAGGAGCAGAGGUGAAGAUGGAGAUGAAAGUUGACAAUGCAUACAGGAAGUCCUUAGAUACUGUGAUAGACUGGAUACACCGUGAAGUGAAUACAAGCAAGACCCAGGUUUUUUUCCGCACAUAUUCCCCCGUUCAUUUCAGGGGUGGUGAUUGGAGAACCGGGGGAAGCUGCCACUUGGAGACACUACCCGAGCUAGGCUCCUCAUUGGUUCCACCCCAAACUUGGGCUCGAUACAGCAUAUUUCUUGAUGUAUUAUCAUCUGUCUCAAACACAUCAAAGUUAGAAACAUUAGACAUAUUGAACAUUACGAUCAUGUCUUCACGAAGAAAAGAUGGGCAUUCAUCUCUAUACUAUCUGGGUCCCAAGGAGGGACCUGCUCCACUCCAUAGGCAGGACUGCAGCCACUGGUGUCUUCCUGGAGUCCCCAAUGCAUGGAAUGAGCUACUUUACACGUUAUUUUUAAAACGUGAGACUGUUCGCAUGUGGAAUUCAUCUACAUUUCUGGCACCAUCAUGAUUGGUGAAGAGCAUCUUAUUUAUUUGCCAACUUGAAAAGGAGAAGGAGAGUGGAAAUUGAGUUUUUUGAAGCUCUUAGAAUUGACAUGUUGUUGGAGAGAGAUCAGACACAGGGGAAGCACGGUUUUGGUCAGGUUUUCGGUUCUUGAACAUAAGAGAAGCUCAAUUUUUAGGGCAAGUUGGUGGAAUGGGAUUUUUUUGGAAUAAGAUACGGGAAAUUCUAUGAAAUUCUUCAGAAUAGGGGCAAAACGUUUUGAUUCCUUUUGUUGUGAUUAUAGGGCGAUAUAUGGGAUUUAGAAUAAGUAAAUGUAAGUAGCAAAUUUUGUUUUUUAUAUUUAACUUGUAUCAUGGACAAAUGUAAUGUAUGUAAUACUUUUCAGUGUAGAAUACAAAGCUCACUUGGCAAUGGUCAUUGUUUUAUA